Molecule: messenger RNA, 1489 nt
Organism: Melanaphis sacchari
Lineage: Eukaryota; Metazoa; Arthropoda; Insecta; Hemiptera; Aphididae
Product: carbonic anhydrase 2-like
Exons: 6
Coding region: 309-1274 (321 amino acids)
Cellular component (GO): cytoplasm
Molecular function (GO): zinc ion binding; carbonate dehydratase activity
Source: RefSeq, a predicted model, not a curated record
CUACUUCACACUUGACAGACAAUUGGUGUCUGCGCUAGUUGCAGCACGUCCGAGCCGCGUCGUCCGCCUGGUCGUAUUCGUCACAUUUAUAACACAAAAAUAUAAUACUCAUUGUAUUAACACAGAAAUACACAGUUAUAGUAUCAUUACACGUCGUCAUCAAGUCGCGGUAAAAAAUCAAACGGAACCGGGGCUUAGAAAACGACUGCGCUGCAUUGUAACAGCACUAUUGUUGUCGUAGUUGUUUAAUCUCCCGUGUCCGAUCACAACACUCUCUUCGGCCAACAAACGAGAACAUAGCUGUUAUAAUGCUCAUCAAACUCGCUGCAGCAGUGCUUUGGACCACUGGUCUAGCAUACGGAUCACCAAGUCAUGGAGAAAACGAUCAAUUUGGUUACGAUUCUGGAGAGCUUGAUCCUUUACAUUGGGCAACAGAGUAUAAAACUUGUUCAGGAAAAUAUCAAUCGCCAAUCGACAUUGAGGAAAAUCUUGUGACAAAAGUAAAUCUACCACUUCUACGUUUUCACAAUAUUGACACACUUCCCACAUCAACAAUCAUAACAAAUAAUGGACAUACAGUGGUUCUACAAUUAAAUUUUACUGCACCAGUAAUGAUCAGUGGAGGUCCACUGACUCCUACCUACAAAUUUACUCAAUUGCAUUUCCAUUGGGGUGUUAAUGAUUCAUUGGGUAGUGAAGACCUCAUUAACAACCAUAGCUAUCCAAUGGAAUUGCAUAUGGUAUUUUCAAACACAGAUUAUGAAGAUGACAAAAUCGCCUUAACAAAAAAUGAUGGAUUGGUUGUCUUAGCAAUGUUCUUUGAAAUAACAGAAAAGGACAAUCCUGUGUACUCAGAAAUCGUCAAUACCUUGGGUCAAAUAAAUAUGCCUGAUCAAUCAACACAUUUACCAGUCGGAUUCACUAUUAGAUCCAUGUUACCUGAAUCUACCGAACACUAUUUCACAUACAAAGGUUCCUUAACUACACCACCUUGCUUAGAAGUCGUUCAAUGGAUAGAUUUCAAACAUCCAAUUAAAUUGUCUCAUAACCAGGUUCAAGCUUUUCGUAUGUUGCGUUCAAAACAUGGACAAUUAACACAUAAUUAUAGACCUGUACAAGAAUUGUCAGGGAGACCAGUGUGGUAUAACGUAGGUGGCUUUGCAUCUUUGAAUACUCCAAUUAUUGAGAAAAACUCCGCUUCAACAAUUGGUCUUCUUGUGUCUGAUAUUAUCAUAUUAUUAGGCUGCAAACUCGCUGCACUAAUGCUAUUUUGAUUCCUCUGUUGUAUUUAAAAGCAACUGAAUCAUCGAUGGAGUUUUAUUAAAUUAUCAUGGUCCUUAAAAGGAUAAUUAUACUAUAAAUUAAGCAAUAUGUAUAUAUACAUAUAACAAAAAUUAUAUAACUAUUUAUGUGAUAGAUCUCAACAGUUUAUUCUUAGAUGAUUUUUGUGAUUUACUUCUAUUUAACGGGACAUUUUUUUUUAUAUAUA